AUGGCGAAAUUUAUAGGAGCCCCGUUGGCAAUUUGCGCUAUAAUUCUGCAGUUUAUUAAAUUCAUAAACGCAUUGCAAUAUGAUUUUAGUAGUAGUCUGAGAUCUUUGGUUGCCGAUGCCCUAGUUGCAUCCCACAUAAACAUGGAUGACCUUGGGAUGGCAACUCUUAUGUGCCCACGCCAAAUAAACGGUAUUGAGUAUGUAUGGCAUCCCCAACCAACCGCGGAUCAUAACUUUUGUCUCGAAACAUAUGUGAUUGAAAAUGGCGAAUUUCACUCUGUCCCUUUGUCGACGGUAGUGAUUACGGAAAUACGACGCUUAAAUUUUUGGAAAACGUCAAGGCCGUCGCAAACAGACUUGCAUAUUGAUCUAAUGGAUGACUAUAUAUACGCCAUCACCGAGAAUCGUUUCGUGUUCAUUUGUGGUCCUAGAGGUUUGGUAUUGAGUGAGGCGCUGCAAGCCCAACUUGCUAGCCUCGAUGGUUUUGCUGAAAUAGACGCUCAUCCAUGGGAACCGAGAACGCCAUUGGUUGACGAAAUAGCCAAGAUAGGGGGAAGCUUGGGUGUGGUAUUCUUGCACAGAGGCCGCAAGCACAAACUUAUGCAGGGCUGUGGAAGCCGUCCCUCACCACUUUUUGCUUCGGAUAAUGUUACCGUGGACUCCGAAACGGGCACACGGUCGUGUAUGGUAGAUCCGAUGUCAGAAUUGCCCAUAGGCUUCAUUUGUCAAGGGCGUAUUGAACCUGAUGAUUGCAUGAAGUAUCUCUUGGACAAGACGGACGGAGUUGUGACUGCUCCUACACCACAUUUAUAUAGGAAUUUUAAUCAUCGUGGAAAAUGGGUUAUAGCGCAAUAUUUUGAUGGAUUAGCAUUACGGGCAUUCAAAGGCGAAUGUAGGUGCAUAAAUCCGAAAACGGGUAGGGUGAAAGCAAGGAUAGAGGUCCGUUGGAAAACUGAAUACAUUUGUGACAUAACCAGCAUGAUUGCCCGUAACAGGUUCAAUCCUAUUAGUGGCCCCUGGUGUUCAGUGAUGUUACAUCCGGGUGCUACGUUGACCAUAAAGUUGCCAAAACAGACAGUCAAGUCGGCUGCUGCUGACUUGGAAUUCGAAGAAGACGGCGACGUUGAGGAGGAUGCUUUGACAGCCCCAUUCUCGCAACUGCCAUCUAUCCAUGAAUACGAAACUGAAUUCAAGCCGGACGUAUCUUUGAUAUUACGCCAAAGACAAACGAUUUAUGACAUCGAUCUUUACGACGAAAUCUUGAUCCAGGAUGCAUUAACUGGCGGUGCGUUCGAGGUAGAUGUUUCACAAAUGGAGGGAGGAGAGGUCAAGCUGAAGUACCGUAUGGACAAACCUCUGGCGUUACGAAGUGGAUACAACUCGUUUUUAUAUCAUUGGACAUUCAUAUCUAGAAACGAAAAUGUUCUUGAAAAGAUACGCGCUGUAGUGAACGUCUCAUUUGCGCCUACCUAUCGCUACAAUAUUAUUGGUUGUGACCGAUGGAAACCAGGUAUGUUUGAUCCGGCAAAUGACAGUGAGUCUCUUGCAAUUAAAGUCGUGGGGAAUGGUAUGGCGUUAACAUCUGAAUGGCUGGUAAAUGUCAGUAGUGGCGAGCAGCAAGCCGGCAUUCAAUGCGGACGCAAUGAGGAUCUGUUUCCAAACAAUUGCGAGUCCACAGGAUACGAUAUUUCGUCCAAUCAGGUUGCGCCAUUUCCUACAUCUGUGCGCAAUGCGACACUUUACCCCGUUCGAGGAUUUCAGGUAUUCGACAUGAGCUUCCAAAAUGUCCCCGUCAGUCACGCCUGCAGUUGUGUUGAUGAACAUGGAUACGAAACAUCUAGACUUGUUUUGCGAUCAAACCGUUAUGAAGAGUAUACUUACACAGUAAGUCGUGAAGCCGCAUACCAAUGGUUGAUGCCUUACUCAUUAUUGCCUUGGAAUGAGGUGGCAUUAUUUUACGGCGAUCACACUCAUAUGCAAUCAAUUAUGCUACACAACAUGCCCCAGAUACCUAUAAAAUUACACUCUGGCACUAAAAUCUUAAUGCGGUGUGUUCUGGAUGAGGGGGUUUACGACGAUGAGAAUGACGCCGUAGUACCACCUACAUGGUUACCAGAUUAUCCUCGACAUCACCAUUACAAAGUAGAUACGACCACAUAUGGGCCUAUGCUGAUUUCAAAGUUGAACGGAGAGAGAAUCGCUGGUACAAAAGGUGGACUCGACAUCAGUAUUUCAGAAUAUACAGACGAAUAUUGUGAUUUGGCGAUUACAUCCAAUAGCGGCGCAAUUUUGGUAUCUAAGGAUCCAGAUCACUCGGAGUACGUGCCAAUAACAUUCGUUUGCGGUAAGGAGCUAUCAGAAUCAGAUUUUGGUCAAGUCAACGAUAACGCAUUGGCAGCUGAUAUUCCCCCGCCUGUAGCACCGUUAGAGGAUUACACAUGGAACGUAGUUCAAAUUGACGUAGAGAUGACAGACCCGUACAUGCAAGGGUGCGGAAUUACUGACUCAAGAGAUAUGUUUUUCAAGCCCGAGACACCCAAACUAUACGACACUUACAGACAACUCCAGUUCGGAUGCAAGAUCAACAUUCAGGCUGCUGAAGAAGCGGCAUUCUAUUGCCCAGCUCCUUACGUCCUGGACCCACCGAAUUGCUUCUACCAAGUCUCGGUGAACGGUGAAGUGAAGAACCUGAUGGACAUCAGCCAGUCUUUGGUAGCGUCUCGAACUAAUCACUUUGUCACACUGAAGUUCGACAGUGCUCGUAUAGGACCCGGGGAGACCCUGCACCAGACCCCGCCGUUGGAGUGCCGGUGCGUCACCAUCAAGGGGGUCAUCCUAUCCACCAUCCAGAUCGAGAACUACUACUCCAAGGAAUGGGUAGCUCAGAUGUAG
Molecule: messenger RNA, 2892 nt
Organism: Babesia bigemina
Lineage: Eukaryota; Apicomplexa; Aconoidasida; Piroplasmida; Babesiidae
Exons: 1
Coding region: 1-2892 (963 amino acids)
Source: RefSeq, a predicted model, not a curated record